Messenger RNA from Argentina anserina (silverweed cinquefoil), 4470 nucleotides. RefSeq names its product condensin-1 complex subunit CAP-D2. Gene Ontology annotation, biological process: meiotic chromosome condensation; mitotic cell cycle; mitotic chromosome condensation. Gene Ontology annotation, molecular function: histone binding. Gene Ontology annotation, cellular component: nucleus; condensin complex; condensed chromosome, centromeric region. The record is from RefSeq and is a predicted model, not a curated record. NCBI's taxonomy places the organism in Eukaryota, Viridiplantae, Streptophyta, Magnoliopsida, Rosales, Rosaceae.
CUGAUAGUAUUCCCGCUCGUUCCAAAAAUUUCAAUUCGAUUUGAAAUCGUGUGUGUGAGAGAGAGAGAGAGAGAGAGAAAGAGUCUGUGAAAAGCAAAGGCAGCCGAAGACUGUGGAUGGCUCCGUCGUUUGAGUUUCCCCAAACCCUGAGAGGCUUGGAAGACGACGCCCAAGACAACAACCGGCUCUACGCUCGGAACCCAAUCGACGUCGCUUCUCUUCCUCCCUCCCAACUCGAUGAGUUCGUCAAAGGCAUUUCAUUUGAUCUCUCCGAUAAAGAGCUAUUUUGUAUAGAAGAGCAACAUGUGUUUGAUUGUGUCUACUCGCUGGUUCGAGGUUUCAUGGGUUUACCUUGGACUUGUAAACUUAAUCUUGUCGAAAGUCUUCGGUCCAAUUUCAUUCUCCUCCCAAAUGUUGAUUCACUCUCACGGGCUUCUCAAGGCCAGGAUGAUGAUGAUGAUGAUGCCACCUUGGUGCUUGAUCGCCUUGCUUCAUAUCGUAAUGCUUUCAAAAUCUACACGUUCUUUCUCUUUACUCUUGUUCUCAUUGAGGAGGUUAGUAUCACUUCCAACAACAAUGCCAAGGUGACAGCUAGUACCAGGAAGAAGCAGCACCCUAAGAGUUCACGGAACUGGGAGCCACAGAGGGGCCGUAUACUUAAUCUGAUUGCUAAUUCAUUGGAGGUUAAGCUCACGUUGCUCUUUGGUCCAACUGGCCUAGAAGAAAGUUAUGUUUCUUUUAUUGCCAAAAAUGCAUUUUCUUUGUUUGAGAAGGCUACAGUAUUGAAAGACUAUGAUACAAAGGAUGCUCUGUGUCGUAUAAUCGGCGCAUGUGCUACAAAAUACCAGUAUAUGGCACAAUCAUGUGCAUCGAUCAUGCACCUGGUUCACAAAUAUGAUUUUGUUGUUACCCACAUUGCUGAUGCUGUUGCUGGUGCUGAGAAGAAGUAUGCAGAUGGAAGUCUAGCUAAUUCUCUUAUCAGAGAGAUUGGGAGGACAAAUCCAAAAGAUUACAUCAAGGAUGCAGUUGGGGCUGAAAAUGUUGGUCGCCUUUUGGUGGAGCUUUCUGAUCGGGUACCAAAAUUGAUGUCUGUAAACAUUGGCCUUCUUGUUCCACAUUUUGGUGGGGAAUCUUAUAAAAUAAGGAAUGCUCUUGUUGGGGUCAUGGGGAAGUUGGUUGCAAAGGCUUUUAAGGAUGUUGAGGGUGAAGUGAAUUCUAAAUCUGUUCGUCUUCGAACUAAGCAGGCCAUGUUGGAAAUUUUGCUUGAGCGGUGUCGAGAUGUAUCAGCUUAUACCCGGAGUCGGGUUCUUCAAAUUUGGGCUGAACUAUGUGAAGACCAUUGUGUUUCAAUUGGGUUGUGGAAUGAACUUGCUGAAGUUGCCGCUGGGAGGUUAGAGGAUAAGAGUGCAAUGGUCAGAAAAUCAGCACUAAAUCUACUUGUCAUGAUGUUGCAGCAUAACCCAUUUGGCCCACAACUUCGAAUAGCUUCAUUUGAAGCAACCCUACAGCAGUACAAGAAGAAGCUGAAAGUGCUUGAACCAGAUACUUCCUCAGAAAGUCAUAUGAACAGCUUACCACCUUUCAUUAAUGAAUUGGGGAAUAGUGAGGUUGUUGAUGUAACUGCAGGGUUAACUAAGGUGCAGCAGGAAAGCUUACCUGAUAGUUGCUUGCCUCAGAUGGAAGAAGAUCCAAUUCAAAAGGACGGGUGUGUCCCAGAUGUUGGGAAUUUAGAACAGACCAGGGCCUUGGUAGCUUCGCUUCAGGCUGGAUUAAGAUUUUCAAAGAGUAUAUCUGCCACAAUUCCAACACUUGCUCAAUUGAUGUCAUCAUCUUCUGCUACUGAUGUUGAAAACACUAUAAAUUUUUUAAUGAGAUGCCGGCAGUUUCAAAUUGAUGGCUCAGAAGAAUGUCUCCGUAAGAUGUUGCCACUGGUAUUUUCUCAGGACAAAUCCAUCUAUGAAGCUGUGGAAACUGCCUUCAUUACUAUUUACAUAAAGAAAAAUCCCGUAGAAGCGGCCAAGAAUCUUAUAAAUCUUGCCAUAGAAUCAAAUAUUGGAGAUCUAGCUGCUCUUGAGUAUAUAGUUGGUGCCUUGGUCUCCAAAGGCAACAUAUCCAGUGCUGCGAUAUCAGCGUUAUGGGAUUUCUUUUGCUUCAACAUAAGUGGAACUACUGCUGUUCAAAGUUGUGGGGCAUUGUCUAUCCUUUGCAUGGCCUCAAAAUCAUCCUCUGCUGUUCUUAGCUCUCAUUUACAGGAUGUUAUUGAUAUUGGGUUUGGCCAAUGGGCGAAAAUUGAACCGUUGCUUUCCAGGACAGCUUGCGUUGCUCUUCAGAGAUUAUCUGAAGUUGAUAAGAAAAAGUUGUUAUCUAGUAAUGGAAGCCGAGUUUUUGGUAUUUUAGAAAGCUUAGUUACUGGUUUUUGGCUUCCAGAAAACAUAUGGUAUGCCGCUGCUGACAAAGCUGUAGCUGCUGUAUAUAAAAUUCAUCCAACACCAGAAACUUUUGCUGCCAAUAUAGUAAAGAAGUCCCUAAGAUCUGUGUUUGAUUGUAGUGGAGUUGAGGAGUUGCAGAAUGAAAUCGGCAGUGGUAGUGUUGGAAUACUUACUACUGUUCAGGUGGAAGGGCUUAGUAGAUAUAUCUUUGUCGUAGGUCAUGUUGCCAUGAACCAGCUGCUGUAUAUUGAAUCCUGUCUGAGGAAGGUUCAGAAACAGAAAGUUGGCAAAGAGAAGAUGAAUUAUGAUUUUCAGCAAGGUACUGGUGGAAUGCCGGCUGAUAGCUCAAAGGAAAUUGGUAUAAAUGCUGAGCUUGGCCUUACCGCCUCAGAAGAUGCAAUACUUGAUACUCUCUCUGACAAAGCGGAAAAAGAAAUAGUUUGUGGUAAUUCUGUGGAGAAGAAUUUGAUUGGCCAUUGUGCACCCUUUUUGUCAAAACUUUGUAGGAACUUCAGUCUGAUGCAAAAGUAUCCGGAACUACAAGUAUCUGCAAUGCUUGCUUUAUGUCGUUUUAUGAUCAUUGAUGCAAGUUUCUGUGAGACAAAUCUUCAGCUACUGUUCACGGUUGCAGAGAGUGCAAAAUCAGAAGUUGUCCGUUCCAAUUGCACUAUUUGUCUUGGAGAUUUGGCAGUUCGGUUCCCUAAUUUGUUAGAACCAUGGACAGAAAAUAUGUAUUCCAGGUUACAGGAUCCUUCAGUUUCUGUUAGGAAGAAUGCUGUUUUGGUGCUUUCACACCUCAUAUUAAAUGACAUGAUGAAGGUUAAAGGUUACAUAAACGAAAUGGCCAUAAGAUUAGAGGAUGAAGAUGAGAGGAUUUCAAAUCUAGCUAAACUAUUCUUUAAUGAACUAUCCAAAAAAGGGAGCAAUCCAAUAUAUAAUCUACUUCCGGAUGUACUUGGGAAAUUAUCGAACCAGAAUCUGAAGAGAGAAUCUUUCUGCAAUAUCAUGCAGUUUUUGAUUGGUUCUAUCAAGAAGGACAAACAAAUGGAGUCUCUUGUUGAAAAGCUUUGUAAUAGAUUCACCGGAGUUGCAGAUAUCAGACAAUGGGAAUAUAUUUCUUAUUGCCUCUCUCAGCUGGCGUUCACUGAAAAGGGAAUAAAGAAGCUUAUGGAGUCUUUCAAGACAUAUGAUCACGUCCUCUCAGAGGAUACUGUGAUGAACCAUUUUAAGUCCAUAACAAACAAGGGCAAGAAGUUCGCAAAACCUGAACUUAAACAGUGCAUUGAGGAGUUUGAGGAGAAGCUGAGUAAGUUCCACUUGGAAAAGAAAGAACAAGAAGUAACAGCAAGGAAUGCCCAAAUUCACCAACAGAAGACUGACAGCAUGGGAGAGUUUGUGGUUACGAGGAAUGCUGCCGGGGCCAUUAUAGACUCAGAUAUUGAUGAAGGAACAGAUGGUGAAGUCAUUGAUCCAUGUACUGAAGGGAUGACCGAGGCUGUGAAUGAACUGUCAAAAACUAGACGUGUUGAGUCAGAUGAACAUUCUUUUGCUUCUAGUGAGAUGACAGAGUCAGACCCGGAUGACACUGAAAUUCAGUCGCCAAAUGUUAGCUUGAGGGCUGGAUCUAAGACUAGCAGCAUGGAAGAUAAAGGCAGUCAUGUGUCUGCAUCAUCUUGAAGAAUUAUAAGGUCAAAUGAAAGGUAUAAUCAAUCAAAAUGAAGUGGUUCAGAUUAAUGAUCUCUGACUAGGAGUCUCGUUUUGCAGUAGAGUUACUGCUAUUUGCCGUCAUCACUGUUACAAUUGAAGAGAAGCCAGAUAUCGUAUUGGACUAUUGGUGUUAAACAUGACUUCUCUAUGACCCAACUAUGCUUGCAUUACUGUGUGUGUCUAUAUAUAUAUAAGCAUGCUAUUAUUGUUUAGUAAGUAAGUACCUGCAAUCUAUUCUGAAGAGAACAGAGUUUAUUUUCUGUGUCUAUUAAAGAACCUAAAUGAACUUGGGCAUGAUUUAUAACGGAAAUUACAAAAUCUAGACAGGAAAGAA